Messenger RNA from Spodoptera littoralis (African cotton leafworm), 1092 nucleotides. NCBI's taxonomy places the organism in Eukaryota, Metazoa, Arthropoda, Insecta, Lepidoptera, Noctuidae. The record is from the annotation of a GenBank genome assembly.
AUGAAAACUAAGAGUUUUUUGCUGUUUUCAACGUCGGUUUUUGCAAUAAGUGUAUUCCUUAUAGUAUUCCACUCGCAGCCGCCGCAGUCAAUUCAAAGUAUUGUCACGCAAACACAUCAGCACCUUAAGGAUUUUCAGGCGUCGUUGUCCCAGCAGGAGAACUUGCGGGAUGUGGAAGAGAACCACCUGGUGCAGGAAGAACAGUACUCGCGGCUCCUGGGGCUGGACGGCCACCAGGAGCUGUGGCACAACACCACGCUGCCUGCGCUCGUGACGUACGCGCGCAACGACGCGCAUGCUGAAGCCGUCAGCUUCAUCCGCGCCGCCGCCAAGCUGCCCUAUACAGUGCUGCUCUACAAUCUUGGAUUGAAACCUUACUCUUUGUCUGUGGUUUCCAACUACUGCAACUCUUCGAAAUGUGCCAUCAUCGACCUGGACCUGGACACGUUUCCGUCGCAUGUAAGCGAUGAGAGCAUACACGCCGUGCGCCCGCUCGUUAUACAGCACGCGUUAAGCCGCGUAGGUGGUGUCAUAUUCUGCGAAGCGUCUCAGCGGUGGGCGGGCACGGCGGGCGAGCUGGCGGCGCUGUGGACGCGCGCGGCGGCCGGCGGCGGCGUGCUGGCCUGGCCGCGCCGCGCCGCCGUCACCAGCCUCACGCACCCGCGCAUGUUCCACUACUUCCACGCCACCAUCGACGACUUCCUCUUCGUACAGAUGAUGGACGUGACGCGGCUCAUCGUCGUCAACAAGCCCUCCGUGGUGGACAUCAUGCGUCCCUGGAUACAGUGCGCACUCACUCUCGAUUGCAUCAUGCCUAUAGGUGCACAGUCAGUGGGCUGCAGGUUCGAUAAGAAGCCGCAGUACCGGUACUCGGGCUGCCACGGGCAGGACGCGUCGGCGCUGAGCAUCGUGCUGGGGCUGCGCUCGGGCUUCGAGGAGUCCGCGUACGUGGUGCGCGCGCGCGCUCGCUGGCGCACGGUGAGCGCGGCGGGCGCGCGCGCCGAGCUGCGCCAGCUACUGCGGAACUCCACCGAGGACUACCGCACCGAGCACGCCGCCGCCGCAGACUCGCUCACGGCGCACGCCGCCUGA